Messenger RNA from Calypte anna (Anna's hummingbird), 1405 nucleotides. RefSeq names its product HIG1 hypoxia inducible domain family member 1A (gene HIGD1A). Lineage: Eukaryota; Metazoa; Chordata; Aves; Apodiformes; Trochilidae. The record is from RefSeq and is a predicted model, not a curated record. Gene Ontology annotation, cellular component: mitochondrion. The transcript has 4 exons. Bases 79 to 366 code for a protein of 95 amino acids. Gene Ontology annotation, biological process: mitochondrial respirasome assembly; negative regulation of apoptotic process.
GAAGCCGCUGAUAAGACGCGGGGGGCGGGGCCAGGCCCGGCAGAGGCGGCGGCGGUGGAAGCGCUGAGGGGAGCCACCAUGUCACGUGGUGAGGAGCCGAUUUACUCAGAGUAUGAGACUGACACCAGCCAGACCUCAAAGCUGAUAAGAAAAUUUAAAGAGACCCCGUUUGUACCCAUUGGGAUGGCUGGCUUCGUGGCAGUGGUUGGCUAUGGGCUGUACAAGCUGAAGCACAGAGGGAACUUGAAGCUGUCCCUGCACCUGAUUCACAUGCGUGUGGCAGCCCAGGGCUUCGUCGUGGGAGCCAUAACGUGUGGUGUGUUGUAUUCAGUGUUGCAGGACUAUGUGUUGAAGCCCAAGCAGUAGUGGAAAGCUGGCUGGUAUCUCUUUUCCUGGUGGUAGCCUGUGUACUGCAGCAACAAUCCUCAUAUUGAGGGGUUCUUGAGGAAAAAAAAAAAAUACAUGGUAUUAGAGAAUUGCCCUGGAUCUAUUUUGUGUGUGGUGCACUGUCUGAAAAGUGGCAGCCUAAAUGAUGGCACUCUGAGGAGUGGGUAUUAGGGUCUGGUUCUUUAAGACUGACAUUACUACAUCAAGGUUAAUUUAGGGGCUGUAGUAGAGUAUAAUCCUUUUACUUCCCCCUGUCAGCUCAGUCCUAAAACUCAGUCCCUUUUUGCUGGCAUUGCCCAAACCCACAAAAUCUGACACAGCUUCUGUGAGGCCUCAGGCAGAAUGAGGAGGCUGUGACUGUAGGAUGCUUUGCUCUCAGUUUUUAUCCAGUGGAUCUCUUUGUAACUUAAAAGCUUCCAGUAGCACUGACUUCUAAAAUGCUGAGAUAUAAACAUCUAUAUUUUUUUUUAUUUAAGGUAUAAGUAUUUGGUAUAUUGCAGCUAUUUAAAUGUUAUAUUUAUUAAUUGUUAGUGAAGACACAGGCUCCCUAUUUUCACUAUGGAUUUUCAGACUUUUGGAAUUCUGUAUUUUUAGCUUUAUUUAGUGUUCUUCUGCAUAACAUUUAAAUGUAACAUUUAAACUAUUGUGAAAACAAAACCAUGAUUUGGUGUUUUAAUUUCAAGUAUAUAAUUUAGCUCUGCUUUCUGCAGUAUCAUUCCCUACGGAAUUUUUAAAACAUUUAUGUCUGAAAAGCCCCCAUCAUCUUCCAUGAGGUGUUGAAAGCCUUCUCUGUAGAUUGCCACUGUUAUUUUUCCACUUGAACCCCUUGUACCUCCAACAGCAGUCAUGAAAAUAAAUGUGUUGAUAAAGCCAAUUUGUAAAAACCUCAUUUUCUCCUCUUAGCUCACAUUCCAAGGUGGCAGUAUGAUGUCUGUUUGUAAUAACUACCACAAGGUACAUGCUGCACCUCUGUCUGUAACUGCACAGAGCAGUAGAUCAAAUAUGAAUAAAUAUGUGG